Drosophila subpulchrella is the source of this 511-nucleotide messenger RNA. RefSeq lists its product as uncharacterized. NCBI's taxonomy places the organism in Eukaryota, Metazoa, Arthropoda, Insecta, Diptera, Drosophilidae. The record is from RefSeq and is a predicted model, not a curated record. The transcript has 3 exons. The coding region runs from base 70 to 453 and encodes 127 amino acids.
UAGUGCUACCUUAUAUUCAUUUCAUACACAACACAUUUCUCUUCAGUCUCCUAGUUACAAAAUUCCAAAAUGAGUCCAAAUUCACGGCGUUGCCUUAUAUUGCUUUUCAUCGCGGUAUCUUUCCUAGCGCUCCGGCUAGCAGAUAACUUUAUAAAACAUAAGGAGCCAGCCAUUCUGGCAUCGUACAGCCAAGAGAUCCAGGAGAUCCAAGACGACUUGGUUCAUCUGGCAGAUAGUUGCACCAUAGAGAAACUGAUGGUCGACGAAUCCGAGGAGUAUCUGCAGAUCAGUUGCCAUGUGGAUGAUCUGCCAGAGGGCUAUGUGCGGAGGCUGAAGCCCGUCGAUCAUGGCCGGAGUUUCUUCCUGAACCAGCGCAUUCCGAAGCCCUUGAAGCGCCAGUGGAAUUUCCGAGUGCCCACAGAGGCCGUGAAUGGACUCAGUGCGCUGACUUGAUUGAUUCGACGACUCCACUAGACUGAUAAAGAAAAUGUCAAAAGCGAGCUUAUCACUU